GAAGAUUCUAGCGUAACGCAAUAUCUUGAUUUCUUCUGGAGCAAAAUCUUGAUUUUUGUCAAAGUGUCCUGUAAUUUGCAGGAGCUGGAUGGAAUCAGGAAAAGCUAUGGACGAGAGCUCAAGCCCACAAGUUAGUCUUCCUCCAAGGGAUGAAUCUCAAGUGGGCGAUUGCGAUCGCCACAGUGGCUGCCGCUACAUUCUUCGAGCUCCUUCGCAACUUCAAUAGAUUCUGGUAUGAACCAAAGCUCAAGCCCGGCCAAGCUCCACUUCCUCCAGGCUCUCUCGGAUGGCCAAUCUUUGGAAACAUGGCAUCGUUCCUUCGGGCUUUCAAGUCCCACAAUCCAGACUCUUUCAUCACCAAUUAUCUCCACAAGUACGAUCGAACAGGAGUCUACAAAGCUUUUCUCUUUUGGCAGCCAACAGUGCUGGCGACUACUCCAGAGACAUGCAAAGUGGUUCUUUCGAGGGAUUCUUUGUUUGAGACUGGAUGGCCGAGCAGCACAAGGAGACUUAUCGGCACGCGAUCUUUCGCUGGAGUUACCGGCGAGGAGCACUUGAAACUUCGCAGGCUCACGGAGCCAGCGCUCAGUAAUCCCAAGGCUCUCGAGGAUUACAUCCCUCGCAUGUCCAGCAACAUAAAGAGCUGCCUGGAAGAGUGGUCGUGUCAGGAAAGAACUCUCUUGCUCAAGGAGAUGAGAAAGUACGCGUUUCGUACCAUUCAUGAUAUUCUUUUCAGCAAAGAUUCGGGCCUGGACGUGGAAGAAGUUUCAUCUAUUUACUAUGAAGUGAACCAAGGAAUACGUUCUCUACCGAUCAACUUGCCAGGAACUUCGUACAAUCGAGCUCUUAAGGCUCGCAAGAAACUCGAUGUACUGCUUCACCGAGUUCUCAACAAGAGAAGAUUUUCGGAGAAACCUGAGAAAACAGACACACUUUCGCUGCUUAUGGAUGCCACUGACGAGAACGGGAAGCAUUUGGACGACAAGCAAAUUGUAGAUUUGCUAGUGAUGUAUUUAAAUGCGGGGCACGAUUCGACUGCUCAUCUCAUACUGUGGCUACUGAUUUUCCUACUCAAGCACGAAAUUGUCUAUGACAAAGUUAAGGAAGAACAAGAGCUCAUCGCGUCUCAAAGACCUGUUGGAGAGUCGCUCUCUCUAUCGGACGUGAAAAAGAUGUCAUAUCUUUCAAGAGUGAUCAAUGAAACCUUGCGAGUGGCUAACAUAUCUCCAAUGGUUUUCAGAAGAGCUGUGACUGAUGUUGAAGUUAAUGGCUUUACAAUUCCUAAAGGCUGGUAUGUGGAGCCUUGGUUGAGACAAGUUCAUAUGGAUCCUGCCGUGCACUCCAAUCCUCAAAACUUUGAUCCGGAUCGAUGGGCUAGAAAUGAAGUUCGUCCAUUCACGCACUUACCAUUUGGACUUGGAAGUCGAACAUGCCCAGGGAACGAACUCGCGAAGCUCGAAGCAUGCAUUAUAGUCCACCAUUUGGUGCUCGGCUACGACAUGAAACCGCUGAAUCCAGAUUGCGAAGUAACUUUCCUGCCGCAUCCAAGGCCCAAAGACUACUUUCCAGUUCAAGUUCGCAGACGUAGAUAAAUCGGUGAUCACAUCACGCAAUCGAAGGACAGAUGAAGACUCGAAGGACAGGUGAAGAUGUUUACUCUCGAGAAGCAAUCGUUAUAAGGAAAGAUAUUUGGAAGAUAAUGCAGAAAAAUCUCUUUUUUA
Selaginella moellendorffii is the source of this 1721-nucleotide messenger RNA. RefSeq names its product ent-kaurenoic acid oxidase 2. Bases 150 to 1592 code for a protein of 480 amino acids. NCBI's taxonomy places the organism in Eukaryota, Viridiplantae, Streptophyta, Lycopodiopsida, Selaginellales, Selaginellaceae. The record is from RefSeq and is a predicted model, not a curated record. Gene Ontology annotation, biological process: brassinosteroid biosynthetic process; sterol metabolic process; brassinosteroid homeostasis. The transcript is spliced from 10 exons. Gene Ontology annotation, molecular function: monooxygenase activity; oxidoreductase activity, acting on paired donors, with incorporation or reduction of molecular oxygen; iron ion binding.